AUGGAAGAAAUUUAUGUCAAUACUGAACAUCUCAAAUGGGUGAACCCAAGACAUUCAACAAAUCGCACAGGUCAAAGGAGUUUCUAUUUGGUUAUUAUUUUGUGUCUGAGCCUGCUGAGUGUCUUCCUGUUGGCUGGACUUGUCACUUUUGGUUUCCUCCAUCAUGAUUCAAGGAAACUUCUGUCUGCUAUGAAUAGCCAAUUUUCCUCAAUGAAUGAGGAGAGAGAUCUUGUAAAUGCAAAUGUCUCUGCCAUGAGUGACCAAAUUUCUUCCAUGACUGAGGAGAGAGACCUGCUGCAAGCUGACCUCACUGAAAUGACCAAAGAGUUGGAGAGGCUGCAGAGUUUGUUCAACCAGAAGAAAACGUGUCCUACAGGAUGGGAAAUGUUCAGUGGUGUCUGUUAUUUCCUCUCUGGAACCUCUGCUAACUGGGAUGAAGCUAGACGGGACUGUAGAGACAAAGGAGCAGAUCUGGUGUUGAUAGAGAGCUCUAAAGAACAGUUUUACCCUUUUGAAUAUCAGUAA
Messenger RNA from Neolamprologus brichardi, 525 nucleotides. Lineage: Eukaryota; Metazoa; Chordata; Actinopteri; Cichliformes; Cichlidae. The record is from RefSeq and is a predicted model, not a curated record.